AUGAACGCCGUCCACCACCAUCCCCAUCCUCACCACGGGGCCCACCACUCGCAUCCACACACAGACAUGCCUCCUCCCUCGUCCGCGCCCUCCACACAUACGGUCACCGACUCGCACCUGUACACGCCUGCAAACAUGGCGCACUCCAAGGCCCAGGUCCAUGCUCAGCAGCAGGCUCUUGCCCAGGCACAGGCCGCCGCCCAGGUGGUGGCCAACGCCAUGCGGGGCGAUAAGCCGUUUCCGCCGCAACAGCAGCAUGGACAGCAUGGACAGCAUGGACAGCAUGGACAGCAGCAACUUCACCAUCACAUGAGUGGCCAGCAUGGCAUGAACGGACAACCUGGCAUGAACGGACAGCCUGGAAUGAACGGACAGACGGCGAUGAACGGACAGCCUGGCUUGGGCGGACAAAACACAUCCAUGCAAAUGUCUCCACCCCCUCCCCCCCACAACCACAGCGUCUCGGCCACGCCCACCAACACCGCGGGGUCUGCGGCAGCCACACCGACCCAAAACGACAUUUCGCACGCGGCAGAAAAGGUGCUGCAACGGGCAGAAAUCUCCCGCAUGACCCGCAACCUCAAGUCGCGCCUGAAGCUCGCCACCUACAAAACCAAACGAGGCUGGGACAACCUCACCUUUGAUACCAUCGAGCAGCGGGUCGACGAGGAAAUCAAGCCGCUGUCGCCAUCGUCAACCUCCACCGCAAACACAAACAACUCCGCAACCUCCACAACCACCUCUACACACACAAACUCCACUGCAGGCAGUGACUCCAACAACACCUCUAACGCCACUCGGUCAAUGUACAUGACCACUUCCGACCAAAUGUCAUCUCCUCCUUUGCAGCAGCCCUUCCACCCGCUCUCCACACCCCGUUUCGCUCCCGGAAACUACCCCGGAAGCGUCCAUGGACCUGGUGGUCCCCAGUCGCCUGCCACUCUCUACGAUCUGGGAUCCCCCAAGGCCAAACUCGACCACUACCCCAUGUUGUCGCCUGCCAAGAUCCCCGAGACGCGGAAACGGGCCCGAACUAUCACCAGUGCGCCCGGCGGAUCUAGUGCAUCGCCGCGACUGCAUUACUCAAAGUCGUACCAACAGCUACCAUUUGCCAUGUCGCAGCAGCAACAGCAACAGCAGCAUAUGCACAUGCAGCAGCAGCAGCAGCACAUGUUCCAGCAGCAGUUUGCCCAGGCACAGCCCAUGGCGAAGUCGCAGUCCAUGGGUGCCCUGAGCCAAAUGAAGCUGUCCCGUGACGAAAUCAUGGACAUUGACAGCGAGCUGGACGCCCGAGAGAGACGCGAGCGUGAGCGUGAGCAGGAGCAGCUACAGCAUCAGGAGCGACAUCAUCAGGAGCAGCAGCGACAGCAGCAUGAACGUGAGCAGCAGCAACAACAGCAGCAACAUUCGAGCGAAGAGCAUCCUUCCCAUGCUACCCACACUCAUUCUAUUGGAGCAGCUCUGGCAAACCGAUCGCUGGAACCCCCCAGAACUCCCCCUCAGAAGCCCCGAAAGCUCGGGGCUCCCCACUCUCGAGACGACAACCGAGACGAGGGCGCAGAUCUGCUCAUGUAUCUCGCCACCUCUCCGUCCCCUGCCCAGCGACCAUCUUCUUCGUCACACGGCUGGGGAACGGGAGGCACCCCUGUGCAGCCCACCUCUGCCGCUGCUCCUCAAACGCCCUCGCAGAACUUCAACUUUAAUGACUAUCUUCACAUGAUGACGCCUUCUCCGGCACAGGUGUCGCAUUCGCCGUACCACACGGAGCGAACUCCGUCGACGCCCAACCGACUGCGACUGGGCCAGAUUCCCCGAUCUGCUAGACGGAGACUGAACUUUGACAAGAUCCCUGCCUCUCCCACCUCUAGUGAGAGAGAUAGUCGGUGA
Molecule: messenger RNA, 1887 nt
Organism: Yarrowia lipolytica CLIB122
Lineage: Eukaryota; Fungi; Ascomycota; Dipodascomycetes; Dipodascales
Source: RefSeq, a predicted model, not a curated record